Messenger RNA from Morchella importuna, 546 nucleotides. RefSeq lists its product as uncharacterized. Bases 1 to 546 code for a protein of 181 amino acids. NCBI's taxonomy places the organism in Eukaryota, Fungi, Ascomycota, Pezizomycetes, Pezizales, Morchellaceae. The record is from RefSeq and is a predicted model, not a curated record. The transcript has 3 exons.
AUGGCUCAAGGAAUCAUCUACACACUAGGCAUCAUAAUCGCCAUUCUCCUCCUCCUGAUCUUCCUCCGCUCCGUGCUCCUCCGCCGCCAGCGUCUCGCCAUCGCAACACUCUCCCACCCCCCGCAUCACUCCCGACCACCACCUCCCGUCCCAGACGCAGGAAUGGACCUCGUCCGUCCCGAACCGGCGGUUACAACCCCCCACCUCCGCGCCUACCGCCGCCCCCACGACGAGCAGCUGCCGCUGUAUGAAGCGCCGCCGCCCGACUACGACAUGGUUCCAAAAUAUGUCGAUCUUGAGCGUGGAGAUGGUGGGGCGCGCAGUGGACGUGGGAGUGGGAGUGGGGACAUUGGCGAGUCAUCGGCAUCGGCAUCGGCAUCGGCGGUGCCGCCCCCAGGGUACACGCCUCAGAGUGGGCCGGGGCCGGGGCCGGGACAGGCGCCGGUGAGUGUGCCGGUUGCAGCAGCAGCACCAGCUCCAGCGCCUGGUAGAGGAGGGCUGUUUAAUGUUGAUGUCAGGAGGGCUUGGGGUGGGUUUGGGAGGUAG